AACACUACACCUCUUUACUUCAAAUCGGCUAUUUCUUUCCAUCUGCACGUUCACACCCCGUCAGUCCGGAUGAGUUACCCAUUAGACACUAUAGGAAGUCCCUACCGGAGGGUGAUGGAGACUAGGACGAGCUAUGGCCGUAGUAGCGCCAGUCCCUCCAGCGGUUACCGCUCCCAGACGUGGUCCCGGUCCAGCCCGACUUCUGCAACUUCAUACAAAAGGAGCUUCAAUGUUCCUGUGGCGAGAGGCUACGGCUCAACAGUUCUGAGCUCCGCCGACAGCCUUGAUUACAGCCAGACAUCCAUCCUCAGUGCAGACUACAAGCGCUCCAACGAGAAGGAGCAGCUCCAGGGUCUCAACGACCGCUUUGCCGGGUACAUCGACAAGGUGCACUUUCUGGAGCAGCAGAACAAGCAGAUCGAGUCGGAGAUCCAGGCACUGCGGCAGAAGCAGGUGUCGCAGUCUCAGCUGGGCGAACUUUACGACCAAGAGCUGCAGGAUUUGCGCUCCAUGCUGGAGCAGAUCCAGCACGAGAAGUCGCAGAUCCAGCUGGACACGGAUCACAUCGAAGAAGACAUCCAGCGUUUGAGGGAUCGCUUCGAAGAGGAAGCCCGAAUCAGGGAGGAGACAGAAGCGAUCAUCCGUGCGCUGAAGAAGGACAUGGGUGACUCAGCCCUCGUUAAAGCAGACUUGGAGAAGAAAGUACAGUCCCUGCAGGACGAGAUCUCCUUUAUCCGCAACAACCACCAGGAGGAGGUCAACGAUCUGUUGGCGCAGAUGCAGGCGUCGCAGAUCACCGUGGAGAAGAGGGACUACCAGAAGGCGGACAUCACCGAAGCGCUCCGCGAGAUUCGCACGCAGCUGGAGGGCCACUCAACGCAAAACCUCCAGCAAGUUGAAGACUGGUUCGUGCACCGGUACGAUAAGCUUACAGAGGUUGCCGAGGUGAACAAAAGCGCCAUCAAAUCCGCACGGGAUGAGAUCGCAGACUAUCGCCGCCAGUUACAGUCCAAAACCAUCGAGUUGGAAUCUGUCCGAGGAACCAAAGAGUCGCUGGAGAGGCAACUGAAUGAUAUAGAGGACCGACACAACAAUGAUCUCGCCAGCCUUCAGGAAAACAUCCACCAGCUAGAGAAUGAACUCAAGAGCACGAAAUGGGAGAUGGCAAGGCAUCUGCGUGAAUACCAGGACCUCUUGAAUGUCAAAAUGGCACUAGAUAUCGAGAUUGCUGCAUACAGAAAACUUCUUGAAGGAGAAGAGAGCCACUUUAGUACUUUCCCAUAUCGCCAGACCGUCAGCAAAGGCCCCAAGGUCAAAAGUGAACCCCCAAAGCUUAAAGUGCAACACAAGUUUGUGGAGGAGAUCAUCGAGGAGACGAGGGUGGAGGAUGAGAAGUCUGUGAUGGAUGAGGCCUUGGCUGAGAUGGCAGAGGAGUUAUCUGCUGCCAAGGCAGAAGAAGAGGGAGAGGAUGAGGGAGAGGCCAAGGGUGAAGAAGGGGGUGAAGAGGAAGAAGAGAAAGCAGAAGAGGGUGAAGGAGAAGGGGAGGAGGAGGUGAUUGCCUCUACCCAAGCCAAAGUGGCCUCCAGCGCCCUUGCUGAAGACAAAGAGGAAGGAGAGAAAGAGGGAGGUGAUGAUGAAGCAGAAGAGGCUGGAAAGGAUGAUGAGGAGGGAGAGAAAGGAGAGGAGGAAGAGGAGAAUGAGGGGGAAAAGAAAGGAGAGGAUGCAGAGGGAGGAGAAGAGGGAGAGGAGGAAGAGCAGGAAGCAGAGGAGGCUGUCGUCAGCUCUAAAGACUCUGAAGCCAAGGCCUCACCUGAGAAAGAGAAAGCAGAGGAGAAACAGAGCAGUGGAGGCGAGGAAGAGGCUGAGGAACAGGGAGAUGAGAAAGAUGAAGCAGAUUCAGGUAGUGACAAAGGGUCAACUGAUAAAAAAGAGCAGUCUAAGAAAGGAGAAACAGAGGGGGCAAAAGAAGAGAAGAAAGGGAAAGAUGAGAAGGAGGAGCCCAAAUCUGAAAAGGAAAAGGCAGCUGUGACCAAGGCAGAAUCCCCGAAAGAGUCUCCAAAGGAUACCUCACCAAAGAGUGAAAGCCCGAAGGAGACACCUAAGACAGAGGUUCCAAUAAAGGAAACCCCAAAAGAUGAUUCCCCAAUGAGUCCCAAGAAAGAGACCCCUAAGGAUGAAGCAACAAAGAAAGAGGCCCCAAAGUCAGAGCCACCAAAAGCCGAGGCUAAAGACGAUUCCUCAAAGGCAGCAGAGGAAAAGCCCAGCAAAAAGAGUGAACCAGAGAAAGAGCCUGAGGAUAAAAAGACCGAUAAGAAAGAGGCUACCAUGAACGGAGACAUGGAAAAGAAGGAUGAGAAGAAAGAGUCCGAUAAGAAAGAGGUGAUCUCCAACGGAGUGGACGAGAGCCCAACCAAAGACGACUCAAGCCAGAGGGUGGUUAUCACCAAAACGGUGGAGACCAUUACCACUGGAGAGGGCGGAGUCAAACAAAUUACAAAAACUGUUACCGUCACUGAGAAAGGAGAGGAGGUGGAGGAGAAGGUCCAGGAGAAGGUGGUCUCCAAAACUGCAGAGAAACAGGCAGUGAAGGCCACUGAAGCAGAUUAAACCUAAACAUAGCUAUAAAUGUCAGAAGAGGAACUGGGGAGAAUGCAUAGCAAGCAAUUGACACAAAACUAACAUAAAGAUAUCAUAAAGCUCAACAGAUACUUAAGUACAUUAACCAUUCAGAAAGAUUUAACAAAACAAAAACAAGCAUAGAGAGAAGCCAUAAGAUGCGGCCAGCUAAAAUUCAAAAUGCAUGUUGAGUGACAGCUUUAAAUGGGUUCUGCUGCAUAUGCGGUCAGGGAAGUCGGGGAUUCUUUCACUUUUCUUCAAACUGCAAUACCUGGGGAGGGGGGGGGGUCACUUGAAUGUGGCAUCUGCAUGCCAGCUCAGGGGGGAGCACACUCCUCGUUCUUUGAGAUAGAAAAAUAAACACUGUAUGUAUGACAAUAUUCACAGAAUGGUAUUACAAUACUUGCAGAAUGGUGGGGAAUGACAUUUGCUUUGAGUUAGGGCAACAAGGGAGGCAGGGUCGUAGGAGAAAUGUGUUCCAACAAAGUAGCCUUAAAUAUACUUCAUAUUUAUAUAUAAAUACUAACGCGAGGACACCAGCUGAGCCAAAAAUAAAACUAUUAUGAAGGAGGAAGACUAUGGUAAAAACAGCCCAAGGUCAUAUACAACUCAGCACAUUAAGCAACUCUUAGCCUUAAACAUGCUUUUUACCGUUGUCAGUUAUGUUUACCUAAUGAUUGCAUUUGAAAAUAAACCUGUCAAUGUGCAACAUACAUUCUUGUAUGCAUAGGGUUGACUUACUAAACUACUUACCGUUAAUGAGGUGCUACUGUUUGCAGUCCCAUGUCUUAAUUCACCUGAAUGAAAUUCUCAGCAGCAGUUGCUCAAUAAACAUCAAAUUAAAAUACCACA
Messenger RNA from Myxocyprinus asiaticus (Chinese sucker), 3468 nucleotides. Its product is annotated as neurofilament medium polypeptide-like. Gene Ontology annotation, biological process: neurofilament bundle assembly. Gene Ontology annotation, molecular function: structural constituent of cytoskeleton. The coding region runs from base 70 to 2607 and encodes 845 amino acids. Gene Ontology annotation, cellular component: intermediate filament; axon; postsynaptic intermediate filament cytoskeleton. The record is from RefSeq and is a predicted model, not a curated record. Lineage: Eukaryota; Metazoa; Chordata; Actinopteri; Cypriniformes; Catostomidae. The transcript is spliced from 3 exons.